CUCUCUCUCUUUCUCACUCUCCGUUUUACUCUCUCGCUCUGCUGAGGCACUCAGAUCACUCACACACACACACACAAACGCACACACACACACACACACACAUUCACACACACUUACACACACUUGCCCAAUAGAGCAACGAAAAGCCACACGCGUGUUAGGUUAGGCUGCUCUCUCUCUCCUUCUCUCUCCCUCUCUCUCUCUCUUUCUGAGAAUGGUCCAGCCGGUGCCUGGGGCUCUGCUGUCGCGGCCUGCUGCCUGCAUCUGAUCACGAUCACACCACACACACACUCGCGCACACACUCGCAAAGCCGGCUCGCAGGGAAGCACAAUGUGAGAGGUGGGUACUGAAGGUAGUGCCCUCUCUUGCUGCAGCUUGGACCCGCUUGUAGUGCCAUUCCCUGCUUUUCCGCCAGCUUGCUGCACAAAGCCAGGCCAAGAGCACGAGCUUUGACCUUAGACCCCGGACCCUGCGACCCCCUUAGUGACCCUGGUCAAACCCCUCCUGGAUCUCACACACCACAACACACCACCAACUUCCACAGAGCUACCGUAACCCCCAGAAACAGAGCGGGAUCAGCAGGAGUGUUAGCACUUGGAGCUUUCUCUGCAUGUGUAUGUGGAAGGAAGGGAAAAAAAACAGCCCGCAGAAAUCUUGGAGCAGAGUUUUUUGUUUUCGUUUUGGCUGCCUGGGAUUUUUCUAGCGCUUCUGUGCCUCACUGACUCGACCCCACACUCUCCACUGAGGAACAAGAGCACACUCCAUGUGGAUCGCUUGAGUGAGAGAGACCAACAGACACCACAGACAAAUAAGGACGCAAAGUGGGUCCUCCUGACCUUGGAAACAUACACGCACAUUAGCAGUUAGCUUGCUGUGGGCAGCUUUUCACGGUCGCCAUGGCAAUGAGCAUGGCACACAUCCGAGACCCCAAGUGGCUGACGCUGGAGGUGUGUCGCGAGUUCCAGAGAGGGACGUGCUCACGCUCAGACGCGGAGUGCAAAUUCGCCCACCCGGCCAAAAGCUGCCAGGUGGAGAACGGCCGAGUCAUCGCCUGCUUCGACUCACUGAAGGGCCGCUGUUCCAGAGAGAACUGUAAGUACCUGCACCCGCCUCCCCACCUGAAGACGCAGUUGGAGAUAAACGGCCGCAACAACCUGAUCCAGCAGAAGAACAUGGCCAUGCUUGCCCAGCAGAUGCAGCUAGCCAAUGCCAUCAUGCCUGGCAGCCAGCUUCAGCCAAUGCCUUUAUUCUCCGUCACACCAAAUCUCGCCACUAACGCCGGGGCAGCAGCGGCAGCGGCCGCAGCUACGUUUAACCCGUACCUGGGGCCCGUGUCUCCAGCACUGAUGCCUGCAGAGAUUCUGCCCAGUGCGCCCGUGCUGAUCGGCGGGAGUCCCGGCGUAGCACCCGUUCCCUCCACUGCUAAUGCUGCUGCUGCCUCCGCCGCUGCUGCACAGAAACUACUGCGCACCGACCGCCUGGAGGUGUGUCGUGAGUACCAGCGUGGUAACUGCUCCCGCGGUGAGACAGACUGCAGGUUCGCCCAUCCAGCAGACAGCACCAUGAUCGACUCGAGUGAUAACACAGUGACCGUGUGUAUGGACUACAUCAAGGGCCGCUGCUCCAGAGACAAGUGCAAAUACUUCCACCCUCCAGCGAACCUGCAGGCUAAGAUCAAAGCAGCACAGCACCAGGUGAACCAGGCCACAGCCACCGCUGCCAUGACGGCUGUCAAAUCACUGAAGCGACCCCUCGAGGCCACCUUUGACCUGGGCAUCCCUCAUAGUGUAAUGCCUCCUUUGCCAAAGAGACCAGCCCUUGAGAAAACCAACGGUGCCACCACCAUGUUCAAUGCUGGCAUGCUGCAGUACCAACAGGCUCUGGCCAACAUGCAGUUUCAGCAGCAGGCAGCGUUUAUUCCUUCAGGCUCAAUAUUGUGCAUGACUCCUGCAGCGAGUGUGGUACCCAUGAUGCACGGCGCUUCACCAGCUGCUGUGUCUGCAGCAACCACGUCCGCCACUAGUGUUCCCUUCGCAUCUGCAUCAGCCAAUCAGGACUCUUCUCUAUCAAAGCUGACUACCAACGAAUACAUGCAAUUGAUUCCAAUAAUAUCUGCAGAGCAUCUGACUAGUCACAAGUACUUGACUCAGAUGUAGUCACAGUCCAGACCAAUCAAAUGAAUGUGCUGACCUAUUACCUGGGACAAACACAAACAUCAUAACGGCCACAAAUGUAAAUGUUAACAUUUCAAAUAUUAGAACAUUUAUACUAAUCAAAUAUACCUUCUUGUGGUAUUACUAGUUCACUGAUAAGAACAUUUAAAGGACUAGUCUACAGUACACUUAUCAGCAGAAAAAUGGAGUGCCCUUAGAUGUGAUAUGUAGAACUUGGAAGAACAGCUGUACAUACAACCGGCUGAGACACAGAUGCACACAAAAGCAGUCUACUGGCAUCGUGUCUAACAUGUAAAGUGCUGGUACAUUGACAGACCAAGAGAUUCUUUUUUAUUGACUUUUUUUUGCAAAUUCAUGUUGAAAUCGAUUCGUCAGUAACACUUUACUUAACGUUAAAAUUAUAGAGCUGGUUUUCCAGAUCCAGAUUAGGCUCAGGCCUAGAUUUUUAGUGAAUACCACUGGCAUUGAAAUUUAGACAAAAUACAGGCUUAGUUCAAGUCCAGGAAACUGGAGUAAAGUAUUAAAAUGUCUUAGAAAGACAGACAGACACAGUAUCUUGUAGUGAAUUAUGUAACAUGUCCAUUGUAGUGGUUAAAAUCACUAUUAAGUGAUUUACGAAGUACCGUGUGAACAGUCUUGCUGGGUCAGAUGUAGAUUCUUGUUACAAGAUCACAACUUGGGGACAACUUUUUAAAAUUUUGGUGUUGGAUUGAGACAAAAUCUGCUGUAAACAUGAGUAGGCCGAGAGGUUGAGUUGGAAGGCGGAUGAAACCAACCAAAGUUUGGGUCCAACACUGCCUCUAAAAUUUGCACCCACAUUCCUCUAGUCUGUGGUCUUUUAACAUCCAGAGUCCAAUCAACAACAACAAAAGUAAAAUAAGCUAGCUAGCGAAGCGCUAUUGUUAGCUAAUGGAAUGGUAAUGUUUAUUUUUACUGCAUGAAUUUGUUCUCUGCACAUCUACAUGCUUAACUGGAGCUUCUUGGGUGACACUUCAGUCAUGCUAAGGUCCAAAGGCCUAACUGGCUAACAACAAACUUGUUGGGUGGACAGUGUAGAAGAUCACACCAUUGCUCUCUAAGCUUUAAGCUCCACCUUCAUUUGGUGUUGGUAGGGUUUAGAAAUGUGAAUGUGUUUAUACCCUAAUAAGUCCACAGUCUCACCAACAUUAAGCCCAAAAUUUCUCAUAGUUGUCCCAAGAUGUUCUUGUUACGAGAUCCCUUGAGACUAGAGUGUGGGUUAACGAUAAGAAUAUACAGAAGCAGUGUUUCUUCAAAUGUAAAUGAAAGAAGUAGGUCCAUGUUUGUACUGUGUGCCGUAACAGCACUUACAGUCCACCUUCCAGUCUGAAUUAGAGUACAUGUGAAGUUCGCCCAUUACAGCACAUUAGUUUGGACACCCCCUAGUGUGGUGUACUGCAUUUUUAACACAUUAUGCCUAUUGAACCAUACAUUCAAUGCCUCUAUGUCGAUGCAUAUUGAUCUGUGCUUAAUUAUAGAUCAUCAUUUGUUUUGUAAGUAGUCACAACAAAAUACUUUUAGCCAUUAUAGGUGUAUUAUAAUUGUUUAUAAGAUGCGUUAAUUGUAACGUCAAGUGAAGCGUUACUGAUUUACCAUGUGGUUUACACAAUUUGGAAAGAUGCACCUUGAAUUUAAAGCUAAUUACAAUUCUAUAUGGCACAAUACAUUCAGCAAAAUAGUCAAGUAGUUUGCUGCAUUUACAGUUCUGACCUCCAGUCGAGCUAGGUAGUGGACAAAAGAUCAGGAUUAAAGAAGACUAAUGAAUGUUUUGGGUUAAAAAAUAAUAAUGCAGAAUCCUUCUGACCUUUUCAAAGCACAUCUUACCAAGCUUCACAUGGGCUACCCAUCACAAAAACAGAAAGUCAGAAAGUGUUAUAUCGGCAGUGUUAUUCUGUUUACCAGAGAUUGUUUUUAAGGCUCUUACUUUUAUACAUAAUUUCAUAACCGUGUGAGAUUUUUGUUUUGUUUUGUUUUGUUUUUAAUGAAAUUUUAUUGUUAUUUGUCUGUAAUGCUUGUGAUGGCUUCUCCAUUCAGCCUUGUAGUUCUUAUUAGGCCUAUCAACUUGCAUGAAAACAGGGUUGCCUUUUCCUUCCUGUUGCCAUAUAUAUAUAUAUAUAUAUAUAUAUAUAUAUAUAUAUAUAUAUAUAUAUAUAUAUAUAUAUAUAGCCUCAUCUGAUGGAGUGUCUUUUUAUUGAUGAUGAAAUGGAGAAUGGGUCUCGGUAAUCACCGCAUGUCUUUACAUUUUCAAGUUAACAAAGACAGACUCUUCAAGCUCUUGCAGCUGUCUCGGAGUUUAGAGACUGUUUCCAGUCCCCAGUGCAGGGACUCUAAAACGCUGAAAAAAGCACUGCUUGAAAUGAUGUGGUUGGUUACAGAUUGACUGUGUUUAGACUUUAGAUUUGUUUUGUAUAUGGGAAGACCAGAUAUAUAUUUGGUUCCGUUUUUUUUUGUUUUUUUUUG
Molecule: messenger RNA, 4653 nt
Organism: Pygocentrus nattereri (red-bellied piranha)
Lineage: Eukaryota; Metazoa; Chordata; Actinopteri; Characiformes; Serrasalmidae
Gene: mbnl1
Product: muscleblind-like splicing regulator 1
Exons: 12
Coding region: 898-2157 (419 amino acids)
Molecular function (GO): metal ion binding
Source: RefSeq, a predicted model, not a curated record